This is a messenger RNA of Cladophialophora immunda, 1348 nucleotides long. RefSeq lists its product as uncharacterized. The transcript is spliced from 2 exons. The record is from RefSeq and is a predicted model, not a curated record. Lineage: Eukaryota; Fungi; Ascomycota; Eurotiomycetes; Chaetothyriales; Herpotrichiellaceae. Bases 56 to 1348 code for a protein of 430 amino acids.
GUCAAAGGUAUAUCUCUCAAUUUGCGUGUAUAGAUUUGAAGCGCAGUCCUCCACCAUGCCUGGUGCUGUUCAACAAGUCCGCUCUCGUGGCAUCUACCAUGCCCUGCCAACCUACCCCCCAGAUGUCAAAGACCUGACGGCUGUCGUGACCGGCGCCAACGGCAUAUCGGGAUACUACAUGCUACGGGUCCUCUCCCAGGCUCCCGAGCGCUGGAAGCGCAUCAUCUGCCUGAGCCGGCGUCCACCCCUGGUCCCAGGCGGCCUGCCCAAAAACGCCGAACACAUUGCGUUGGAUUUCCUGAAGAAGCCUGAGGAGAUCGCGGCCGUGCUUAAGUCCCAUAACGUCGACCGGGUGGACCACGUCUUCUUCUUCUCGUACAUCCAGGUCGAGCCCAAGCCGGGCCAAGGACUAUGGAGCGACGCCGAGGAGAUGUGCCGCGUCAACACGCUGUUGCUGCAAAACUUCCUGGGCGCGCUCGUCCACGCCCAGAUCACGCCCAAGCGCUUCAUGCUCCAGACCGGCGCGAAGAAUUACGGCGUGCACCUAGGCCCGACCAAGCUGCCGCAGGAAGAGUCGGACCCGAGGGUCGAGCUGGAGCCCAAUUUCUACUACCCCCAGGAAGACGCGCUGUUCAAGUACUGUCGUGAACAGGGCGUCGGGUGGAACAUCCUCAUGCCUGGACCCAUUCUGGGUGCCGUCCCGGACGCGGCGAUGAACGCGGCCUUCCCCCUGGCGGUCUACGCCAGCGUCUGUCGACACAUGCAUACUCCGCUCGAGUUCCCCGCAGACGUUGUGUCGUGGCAGGCGUUUUGCAGCAUGUCGAGUUCGAUGAUGAAUGCGUAUAUGGAGGAAUGGGCAGUCUUGACCCCGGGGGCGGAGAAUCAAAAGUUCAACGCUUGCGACAAUAGUGCCUUCACUUGGGAAUCUGCCUGGCCCAGGAUUGCGGGCUGGUAUGGGAUUGACUGGACAGGGCCCGAUGACAACGCAGAGCACGUCGCACGUGAAACACGCUUCAAUCCCCGGGGGUAUGGCGCGAAAGGCGUCUCACGCAGAAGAUUCACGUUUGCCGAGUGGGCAAAAAGGAAAGAGGUGACACAAGCGUGGAGGGAGAUCGCAGAGCAAAAUCAGCUGGCCCAGAAGGAACUGAAGGACGUUGAUCGCGUAUUCGGUUUUCUGGAUGGCACCCUCUGUCGUGCAGCGCCCCUUGUAUUCUCGACCGACAAAGCUCGAAAACUCGGCUGGCACGGUUUCGUCGACUCUGCAGAAUCACUGUUGGAAGUAUUUGAAGACUUUGCCAAGUUAAAGAUGAUACCGCCUGUGCCCAAGGUAGAAGUCAAGUUCAAUUGA